Messenger RNA from Nasonia vitripennis (jewel wasp), 2028 nucleotides. RefSeq lists its product as uncharacterized. The coding region runs from base 1 to 2028 and encodes 675 amino acids. Lineage: Eukaryota; Metazoa; Arthropoda; Insecta; Hymenoptera; Pteromalidae. The transcript is spliced from 5 exons. The record is from RefSeq and is a predicted model, not a curated record.
AUGGCAGCGAUGAAUCUAGUACAAUCAAAACACCGCUCGAAAUACUAUUACGACAGGAAACAUGUGCAACACUUUAGAACAGAAGAAAUGGUCUAUGUUCUGUUCUUAAAGAACCCAAAAUCGCAUGAAUCCUUCAGCAUUGGCUACUAUGUUCAAUACACUCAUAAUGAAUUCAAGUGCAAGUUCAUCAGCUACAGAAGAGAAACAGAGCAAAACGAAGAUCCUGCAAAAUGGUUUGUUUCACAACUCUAUAUGCUAGCCGAAGAACUCACCAACAUGUACGAGAAUCCCUUACCAAUGAAGGAUGUGGAUCAGAGAUCUUUUGUUUCUGAUACGAUUUGCACAUCUGUGGAGGACCGUUCAACGCGACGGAUGUCAAAGUCUGAGAUCAUUGCCACCUUACGGGACAAUAUCGUGGAGCGGCUCACAACGGUUGUAACCUCAACUACAAUAACUCAAGAAAGUCGAUUCUCUAUCAUACUGCAAAAUAAAGAGAAGUACAUCUCGUUCACGAAGCACAUUGAUGGAAGCGACAUCAACUUCAAGUUCAUCGACUCUUUUCGAUUCAUGUCAUCUUCGCUUGAUAAACUAGCUUCUUACUUGGACAAGUUGGAAAUAGCCGACAAAGAGUUUAAGAAGGAGUUUACUGAUGUUCAAAUUGAGUUGCUCAGAAGAAAGGGUGUGUUCCCAUACGAUCACAUAAAAUCAUUUGAGAACCUGAACGAGACCUCGCUUCCAGAUAAAAAGAGUUUCUGUAGUAGCCUCUAUGAUAGUGGAAUAUCAGACGAGAACUACAACUAUGCUCAGACGGUCUGGAAAGCUUUCAAUAUCAAAACUCUUGGCCAGUACUCUGGACUUGACCACUAUCUAAAAACUGACGUACUGGCCAACGUGUUUGAAGACUUCAGAUCCAAGUGUCUUCAUACCUAUGAGCUAGAUCCUGCUCAUUACUAUACCACCCCUGGAUUUACAUGGGAUGCCAUGUUGAAGUAUACUGGCAUCAAGCUUCAGCUAAUGACCGAUAUUGAUAUGCUGCUCUUCGUCGACCGAGGCAUCCGAGGUGGUAUUAACCAAUGCUGUAAUAAGUAUGCCAAGGCUAAUAAUCGAUACAUGGAGUCUGAAUACGAUGAGGAUGAAUGGUCAAAGUACCUGAUGUACUAUGAUGUCAACAACCUAUACGGAUGGGUAAUGACUCAAUCCCUGCCUUGUGACGGCGUUAAAUGGGUGGGAGACCUGAAUAACGACUUCUUUAACGUCUGUGACGAUACUCUAGUAGGAUACAUCUUGGAAGUAGACCUCAAGAAUCCGAAAAGUGUUCCUGAUACUCACAAAGACCUUCCACUCUGUCCAGAGCAUGCAGCACCACCAGAAUCAAACCAAGAGAAGUUGGUAACCACUCUGAACAACAAGGAGCGCUAUGUCCUGCAUUACGUCGCUCUCAAACAAGCUCUUAAGUACGGUCUUCGAUUGAAGCAUAUCCAUCGUGCUCUCCAAUUUAACCAGAAGCCAUGGUUGAAGCCAAAAAUUGACUUAAACAGCGAGAUGAGAAAGAAUGUGAAGAAUAAGUUCAAGAAGAUGCUCUUCAAACUCUUUAACAACGCAGUGUAUGGUAAGAUCAUGGAGAAUGAUCGAAAGAGAGUCGACGGGAAGCUGGUAAACCAGUGGGAAGGUCGCUAUGGCUGCGAGGCAUACAUUGCUCAGCCCAACUUGCACAGCUGUGCGAUUUUCAACGAGAAUCUCGUGGCUGUACAACUUGCACGCACUGAGAUCUCUGUCCGCAAGCCCAUCUACAUUAGAUUGGCAGUGUUGGACUUGUCAAAGAGCCUUGUUUACUGCUUCCACUACGAAUACAUGCAGGAGCGAGUGGGAGACAACGCUAAGUUGCUUUACACGGGCACAGACAGUCUCAUCUAUGAGGUCAGCGAUGUAGGUAUGUAUGCUGUGAUGAAGACUGACCUUCAUGAGUCCGACACUUCUAAUUAUCCUGCUGAUAAUCAGUUUAACAUCCCUCUAGUCAACAAGAAGUAA